UCUGUGACUCUUAGUUAUGUUACUUCCAUCCUGGAUGGCAGUGACAUCAUAACUCAUCCAACACAUAGGAUUCAAGUAUUGACUCAUGUUAAAUAUUAAUAAAAGCCCAAUCUUUUCUAUAAAAUUUCCCUAAGAUUUAGUUAUUUUUAAUGUAUGUUUAUGGGUGUUUUGCUUGCUCAUAUAUCUGUGCACCAAAUUCAUGCAGUGCCUGCAGAGGGCAAAAAAGGGCCUUGGAUCAUCUAGAACAGAGGUCACAGAUGGCUGUGAGCCACAUGUCGGUGCUGGGACUGCAGGAACAACCAGUGUUCAACCACUGAGCACUCUCUCCAAAUGCUCUAACCGAGUGCCAGGGUCCUAGCACCCACAUGACUGUGUACGAUCAUCUGUAACUCCACUUCCAGGGAAUCUGCACCUCUUAUAACCUAUGAGAGGUGUCAGACAUGUACAUGGUACGCAUACCAUUCAUACAUGGUCCAUAUGCACAUAUACACACAUGCAAUAAAAUAAACAGAAAUCUCUUGAAUCAACUUGAUAUUCUUAUUCCUUCUGGAAUUGUAUCUCAAUGCUUUUCCAUCAGUUCAGUUAAACAUAAUGUCUCCUAGUAUCUGCUUUAGACCUGGAAUCUUCUGUAUCUCUCUUUACACUUGAUUUCUAGGUUUGCACCUCUUUCCCAGCACACAGCCUUGUAGCCUAUUUCCUUGCUUCAGCAUGGGAGGACUUAUGAAGGAUGGAUGUUAAUAUUUGGGGCUUAUAACUGGAAGAAAAUCUUGGCAAAAAUAAUAAGUUGAUAUCUUCUAGUUUUGGUGGUCAGAUUCAUGCCUCGGAGAUUCUAAAGCCACAACAAGAUUAAGACAUAUGUAAUAUUGAUAUCAUUUACCUUCUUCAUGAGCCAAUGUAAAAGCUUUAAGGUACACUUUUAGUAUUAAACACGUUGUCAUAGCAUCGCCAGUGUUUGGAGGCACAUUCCUUGAAGUCCUAGAGACUUGUAGAACAAGUCAGCUAGAAAUGUUAAAAACUAAAGAAAAUAGACUGUUCUUCUGUACUGCAUGGAGUAAAAACUUGUUUUCAAAAUGAGUCAUUGUUGAAGAAGGAGGGAAUUAUUGUAAAAAUAAGAAGCUUAUUAUAGUUUAUAUUAUGAAUUAUAUAAGCCAUGAUAAAAUAUAUCAAUUUAAAAUACCAAGAGAUUUAAGAUAGAUUAAGCAAGGAGGAAUGAUUGUAUCAGAUAUUGGAACAACCCAAAAGAUAGUCUUUAUUGGUGCAAGGAAAAACAUGGAUCAAGGAAGUAAAAUACAGUAUGUAGAUAUUGAUUCAUGUGUAUGUAUAAAAAUAAAUACAUUUCAAAUUAAUGAUAAAAUAAUGCACUAAUUAAUGAAUGCGGUUGGAUAAUUUACUAGCUACACAGGUAAAAGUAUUUUAUUUCAAUAUUUGUGAGCACAACAAACAUUCUAGUUGCAUUAAAUACCUAAAUGUAAGAAACAGAGCAAUUGAGACAAAUAUAUGGAAAAUUGUAUUUAAAAUCUCAGGGACAGAUAAGCAGUAUUUAACACACAUAAAUUCAAGUUCUAUAAAAUUUUAGCUUUAGAAAAUAAAAAUAUAAAGUUUAAAAAUGACAAACUAUAUGAAGAUGUUUCCAACAUGUGAAACAUGAGUUAAUAUCCCUAAUACAUCAUGAGCUCUACCAAACCUCUGUAAAGAAAACAAUAAAACCCAAGUAUAGAGUAGAAACAAGGUUCUCCAAGAAGAGAAAACACAAAUAGUCAAUAAAACCUAAUUAGUGGUCAGGGAAGUGUAAAUUAAUACUACAGUGAGAUAAGUCUCAGUUAAUUAGAUUUGAACGGUCAUUGUUAAGGCCCAUUGUUGGGACACUAAGAGGAAAUUGGUACUUAUAAACUGUUGGUGGAAAUAGAAAAUUAGAAUAGAUUUCCAGAGGUCUAUUCAGAAUUGUCUCCUUAAAAAUGUGCAUACCUUUUAAUGUAGCAUUUCUGUUGUAGAAGUAUGCAUGUUCAAACACAUGGAUUAACAAAUAUGCAAUGGUAUUUGCUAUAUUAUUGCUUCUACUAGCCCAAAACUGAAAAAACAACAAAACAAAACAAAGAAAAACAGAGUCCUUUGACUAAAUGCAUCAGUCAUACUGUGCAUGCUGCGUUGACUUAAUGUUAUGCUGUAUAAAGCUCAUAGGCAUGAAAUGAAUUGAUAUGCUGCCCUCAGGAAAGAACUAUAAAACAAAGAGAGAGAGCCACAAAAAUAGUCAAUGUCUAUAUUAGAAACAUGAGUGGUAUGUGUGAUUAACUUACGUUAACUUAUGGAUGUAGGUAAAGAUAUUGAUAAGAAAUAUUUUAUCAAUAAUUAGGAAAAUUAAAUAUUUGAUCAUAUUUGAAAGAUGCAAUUGUUAAGAAAAGCCUUUAAAUAAUUAAAGCCACCAAGGGCAGAAAAAUGCCAAGUCAGUCUUGGAACUGUUCCUUCGUCAGAUAUCACAAAGGGAGAUUUCCUUCAGAAGCAGUAUUCCUUCCAUUAUGUAUUUGGUCAGUUCUGACCCAUUGUUAUGACAGUCAGCAAACUAUUCUAUUCAACAAACUAAAAGUAAAGAGAGCAGGCAUUAAGGCAGAGUUAAUAAAGCUGAAGACAGUUUAGAUGCAACUGGAAGGUACUGAAGCCUUUUCUGCUGUAGCAGCCAGUUAAUUAUAGCUGAAUCGGGUUACUAGAACCAAGGUUGAAUGGCUACAAUAUUCUCUUUCAGUAUACAUACAUAUAUUCUUAAUGUAAACAUAUUAAGAAUAAUAUAAAAACAAAGUGGAGAGUUCAGUUCUUAUAAAAGUUGUGGUGAUGUAAUUAAUAUUCUAUUUAUUGUACAAAUGUGGUGUCACUUUUUUGAUUACUUUGCAUUUUGUCAAACUAUAUAGCCAGAAAUCACAAAUGUAAGAGGAUUGAUUUGGGGCUUUUGGAAAUUUCAGUGUGGUACACAUGAUUUCUAGUAGCCCCGAAUCAGUGUUCUAAGGAAGACAGGGAAAGUGAUCUGUUCGGUGGUCAAUAUAAGAUGGAAAAAGAGAGCUAUUAAAUAACAACAAACAUCGACAAUAAUUUCUUGUACCUUAUUGGAUCAUAAUUUCAUUAGCAGAAGCAAGAGAAAUUACAGAAAACAUACAAACACCUAUAAACUAAACCAUAUUCCUUUGAAUAAUUGGUGAGUCACUAAAACACACACACACACACACACACACACACACACACACACACACACACACAGGAAAAUGAAAACUUCUAUAAUCAACUGAAAAUGAAAUUCCCAGAUCUUUGGGUUAAAGAAACAGUUCUAAGGGGGGAGUAUGCAGAUAUGAAUAUCCACAUGGAGAAUUCUGGGUGAGAGAUACUAGACAAAUUAUCUAUGCAUCUCAAGAGCUGAGAAACAAUAAACCAGGCAGGUAUGAAAUGAUGACUAAGCAAAGAAUGCAAAGGUUUGCUGAAGUGAAGAAUUACUUCUUUGGGAAGAUAAGCAUGAUAUACAAGCCCUAUCCAAGCUAGCCAAAAGAAAGAGACUAUCCAAACCAAUACAAUUAGUGAUGAAGAGAGCAUGUUAUAGUGGAGACCUCUGAAACCAAGAGGAUAAUCAGGAGAUAUUUUGAAAACUUGUACUAAAAAAUCUGGAAAUCUAGAAGAAAUGAAUAAAAUUAUACAUAUAUGUAACUUUCCAAAAUCAAACUAAGUCAUGUAAGAUCCCAAACAGAGAAGCAAUAAUAACAAAGCAGUGAUAGGGUCCCGAGGAAGGCUCACCCAAGGCAGCAUGGAAUUGCAUUCUUUGAUACCUUUAAUGAAAUAACAUCAAUGCUCCUCAGCAUGCUCUGUAAAACAGUACCUUCCUUCAUGCGUAUUCAACAAAGAUAAAAGACACCACACAAAAGAAAACUACAGAUAGUUUUCCUUGGUAGGCUUAAAAGGAAAAAUCCUCAAAAUAUUUACAAGGCAAAUUCAAUGACAUAUUUACAACUACUUCAUAAUAAAGUGGGUUCAUUGCCAAAAGUGCAAGAAUGGUUUAAAAUAUGCGAAAUACAAUAGAAAACAUUUCAUUUUAACAGAUGCACCAAAAAAGUCUGCAACAAUCUUACAUCUCUUCAUGAUCAAUAACCCAAAUAAGUGAUUAAUAGAUCAGAACGAUUGUAUCUAAGACAAGUCGUUUAUGAUAAAUAUAUAACCAUCAUUAUCCUGAAUGUGGAGAAACUGAAAGCAUUUCCUUUAAAAUCAAGAAUAAGAUGAGAGUAUCCAUUCUCACUACUCAACACAGUGUUUGAAAUCUUAGCCAUAGCAAUAACCCAAGAGAAAGAAAUAAGAGGGUUACAAAGGGCAAGAAGUAAAAAUAUAUUUGAAGCAACCUAAUCUCAUCUGUAAAAGACCCUAAAAACUAUAAAAAAUUUUAAUUCAAAUAUACAUUUUCAUCAAAAUAGCAGGAUGCAAACUCUUCACAUAAAAAUCAAGAAUGAACAUUUUAUAUAUAUAUAUAUAUGUGUGUGUGUGUGUGUGUGUGUGUGUGUGUGUGUGUAUCCCAUGUUCAUGGAUUAGCAAAGUUAGUCUUGAGAACAUGGCCAUAUUACUGAAUGUGGCCUACAGAUUCAAUAUAAUCCCCUUUAAGACUCCAAUGACAUUCUUUAUAGAACUAGGGAAACAUUAAUAUGGAAAAAAUAAAAGAUCAUGAAUAGCUAAAGCUAUCUUGAGGCAUCACAGUGCCUGAGACCAAAUUCCAAAUUGUGAUAAAGUGAUACAGUGUGAAAUGAAGUAAAAGCAAACUGGUGUGCAGUAAAACAGAGGACCCAGAAACAUGACUGCAGCCACCUCCAUCUAAUCUCUCAAGUGGUCAAACUUUAGACUGGAAAAGAAACUGGUGCUGAGAAAGCUGGAUAUCCAUGGGUAAAAGGCAAAUAGAUCACCAAUUCAACAUUGACCAAUGACUUAAAGACUUGAAACUUUGAAACUUCUAGAGGAGAGCGUAGGGAACCAUUUUAAGAUCCAGGCAUAGGGAAUGAUUUUCUGAAUAAGACUCCAACAGUCCAGGGAAGAAUAACAGGAAUUUAAAAUUGGAUUGGCUUAGGUAAAUACAAGUUAAAAAUCUAUUGAGAGUCCAUCUCACCCAACCAGAAUUGACAUCAAGAAAAGUAAACCACACAUGAUGGUGAGAAAGUGAGGGGAAAGGAGCACUUGCAUUCUCUUGAUGGCACUAUAAACUACAAUAUACUAUAAAAUACAACAUACAAGUGAGCAUGCAGAUUCCUGUAAAACCUAAGGCGAGAGCUAUACUUUGAUCCAGUUAUACAAUUUUGGAUAUACAUUCAAAAGAAUGCAGCCAAGUGUCUAUAGAAAUACCUCUGUCAUUCUACUAGUCACAAUGGCCAGGUUACAGGAUAGACCUGAACAUCUAUGGGGCAGAGAUAGCCUGCUGAAUUGACAGUGGAUACUAAAUAAAAGAGUCAUAAAUGUAAAAUGGAGAAGGGAGGAUGGGGUAUAGAGUUUGAGUUCCAAUAACCAACAUUCUGAGGAAGAAAUUGGGAAAUAGAAUCAUUACUCCUUUUACUUUUACCUCAAGCCAAAAAUACAAAAAAAAAAAAAUCUAACCAAGGAAUUGCAAAACCUCGACAAUGAGAACUUAGAACACUGAGGAAAAUAACUGAAGUAGAUACUAGAUUGAAAAAACUCAUGCUUACGGAUUGGAAGAAUUAGCACUGUGAAAAUGGCUGCCUUCUCAGAAGUGAUCUAUGCAAUACUAUUCAAAUCCUUAUGCCGUUCUUCAUAGCAAUAGAAAAUCAAAGUUUAAUUCAUGCAGAAGCAUAAAGGACCCCAGGUACUCCAAGAAAUCAUAAACAAAAUGAUUAAUGUAGGAGGUGUCACCAAUUUCAAGUUAUAUUACAAAGCCGUAUUAACAAAAGCAUUAUAGUGCAGACACAAAACCAGAUGUCAAUGGAAUAGAAGACCCAAUACAGAUUCACAGGUAUAAAUCUAUAGUCACAUGAUUUGACAAUGACACACACACAUACACACACACACACUUGUACACACACAUGCACGCACACACACGUGCACACACAAACACGCACACACAUACACAUACACACAUGCACAUAUAUGAACAAAGGACAGUAUUGUUAUAGCAAAUGCUGUGGAAAAAUAAAUAUUCACACAUGGAAGGAUGAAACUAGAUUUGUUACCUUGUACAAAAAGUCAAUUUCAAAUGGAUGAAAGAUGUUGAUAUAAAACCUGAAACUAAAACCAUUAGAAGAAAAAACAAAGGACUUAUUUGAAGACAUAAGCAGUGGCAAUAGCUUCCCACAUAGGAGACUGUUCACUUAGGAUAUAACGCCAACAGUUGACAAAGGGGGACUCAUAAGAUCAAAGAGCUUCUGCACAGCUUUGGGAACAACAGUUUACCAAUAGCCUACAGACUGGGAGAAAAAUAUGUGCUAACUGUACACAUGACCUGAUUACUACCUAGAAUAUACAAAGAACUAAAAACCUACGAAUUCAAACAACCAAGUCCAGAAAUGGGCUAGCUAAAUGAACAGGUAGUGCUCAAACAAUAAAAGACACAUUUGUUCAAUAAACACAUAUAAAAAUGUUCAACCUCAUUAACUAUCAGAGAAAUGCAAAUUAAAAUUGCAUUAAGAUUCUAUCAUACAGAAUAUCAGUCAUUAAGAAAACAACAAAUUCUGGUGAGGGUGUGAACCAAAGUGAAUGCUUGUACACUGCAUGUGGGAAUGUGAGCUAGUACAUCCACUAUGGAAAUCGGUAUGCUGGUUCUAAAAAAAAAAAACCAAAAGACUAUAAUUAUUCUACGUGAUCUAGUUUUACCACUUCUGGGCGUUUACCCAAAGAACCCCAAGACGACAUAUCAUAGAGACCCUUGUACAGCAAUAUUUAUUAUAGCAGUGGUUACAGUAGUUCAGUUAUGGAGCCAACCUACAUCUCCAAUAACAAUAGACGAUGGGGAAAAGGAGGAGAAAAUCUAAGAUGUAUAAACAAUGGUUUUUUUUUUCAUCUGUAAAGUUUGGAGUUAUGUUAUUCUAGGAAAAUGUAUGUAACUGGAGAUAAUAAUGUCAGAUGAAUUAAGGCAGUCCCAGGAAAGUAAACAUGUUUUUGCGAUUCAUGGUACCUAGGUUUAAUGUAGAUAUGUAAAGUCAUCAAUGUAUGCAUAACUUAAAUAUAAAAAUGAAACUGGAUUCUCAGGAAAUAAACAGGACUUAAGGGAAGGAGAAGGGGUGGACAGGAAGAGCAUGGUAGAAGGCUCCGAGGGGGAACACGCUCAACCCAAAAUCUCUACCUGUAUGAAAAUGAGCUUAUGUGACAGUCAUGACACAACGAACAUAUACCACGGAGAAUUUAAAGCAUGCAUAGGAAAUAAAAACAAAUGAAAAUGCAGCUAAUAAAAAGUUUAAAUGCAAACCACUGUAAUCGCUGGCUAACUAAGCUGCAGGGGCUCAAGUCAGGGGCAUGAUGAAAGGACAUGAGUGAGGAGGAGGAGAUCUGGUUACUGUGGGGAUUGAAGGUCGGUUUGCAUGGUGCCAGUGUUUGGAUGGUAGUGUUGUGCUGAUCCAUCACUGUUGGAGACCACAGUCUUUCUUACAUUUGUUUAUUUAGUUACUUAGUGUGCAUACAUGUGUACAAAUGUGUAUAUGUGUGAGCACGCAUAUGUUAUGGCAUGUAUGUGGAAAACUUAUGGAAUCAGUUCUUUCUCUCCUUUCACCAUAUGAGUUCUAAGGAUCAAACUUACGUGGUCGGUUUUGGCAGCAGGUGUCUUUACCAACUGCUGUUUUGCCAGCCCCCACAUCUCUUUUCUUAAAAAAUAGAUUAUUGUGAAAUACAUUGUCAACAAUAAUUUUGUCUGUAUUUUAGUUAUGUUCUUAGUGUAUAUUUCAGUGUCUUUGCUGAUGCUGAACUUGGGGAGCUUUGAUAUACAGCUCUGUUCAUGUAUGUGGACUCCUCAUAUGAAGCCUGAGAAGAGACUCCAUUAGUGAGAUGGUGGCAGGCCUUCCUAAGGAAGAGGCUGCUCUUCUGGCUUCUAAGUAAUUAAGUUUCAUGAUGUGAAGCAUUUGCUCCAUUUGGCUUUCCUCAUUUUUAGAAGAACAGGACGAUGCACGAUGCUGUCCGUGUGCUCUAGAGCAGUGCACGAUGCUGUCCGUGUGUUCUAGAGCAGUGCACGAUGCUGUCCGUCCAUCUACAGACCACGGAGCUCAGAGCCCAGCUGUGCAUUUAAACCUCAGCUCUACAGGGUACCAGCCGCGGGCUUAAAAUGCUUUGCUUAGCUUCAGUUUCCUUGGCAAAAUGGAUUUGAUUCACUUCUGAGAAACAAAACAAAGACAAAGCGAAGUCAAAUGAAAUAAAGCAGCAAGUUAGCUGAAUGGUCAGUGCCACCAGCCCAAUGGACCCGGCCCUGGGGAGCAGCGAGUUUGUGAACACAAUGUGGGUACAGUGUGAGAAUGAAAGCUGCUUGAAGUGGAGGCUGCUGUCCCCUGCGGCUGCAGCCAGGGUGGACCUGGGUGAGCCCUGGUUCUGCUCCAUGAAUGCUGACUCCAGCUACAACAGCUGUGCGGCUUCUGAGCAGGACUUCCCUGAAGAAUCGCAGCUCCUCGAAAGUGGGUAUAAGAUCGUCUACUCACAGCUUCCUCUCGGAAGCCUGGUUCUGGUAAAACUGCAGAACUGGCCAAGUUGGCCAGGAAUCCUUUGUCCUGAUCCUUUCAAAGGGAACUAUGUAACCUAUGACCGGGAUGGAAAUGUUGAUAAGUAUUACAUAGAGUUUCUGGGCCACCCCCGCUCAACAGCAUGGAUAAGCGCAGCGUUCGUUGGACAUUUUAGCCUCACGUUAAAGACGGCAGAAUGUAAGAAUAAGAAGAGGUGGUAUAGAAGUGCCCUCGAGGAAGCGUACCGACUCUACAGGUGUUCACCAGAGCAAAGACUAGCAGUGUGCUGCCGACCAACGCGGGACAGAACCAGAAGAGGCACAGAAGCUCCUGUGGUGACCAAGGAAAGGAUUCAAGGUUCUAAAAAUAAUACUGAAAAGAAAAGGCCCAGGGUUAGAAAGAGGAAAAGGGAUGCUGCUUUAAAGUACUCUGUUGACAUUUUUUGUUCCGAUGAAGCCCUGUCAAAGGAAAACAUGGUUGUCUCCGAGACAGAAGGUUUGCUGAAAGAACUGGAGAAAAUGCUGCAGCAAGUACAGGAGCCCACGGCAAGAGAGGACGGGCCAGGGCUCGAGCAGUUGUCUCAGUGCAGCCUGGAAGCUCCGACAGGCAGUCCAUUUGAGAGUUGCCAUGAAGAGGACUGUAUUGUGUCUGACUGGACAGGACUUAAAGCUGGGGAAUGUAUUGAGACUGUAACUAACGGUUUAAAAAUGAUAGAAGCCCUAAUAUCUGAAUUUUAGGGUGGUACCCAAAAGUUAAUUAUAAAAACAGUCACAGUCUUUAUAUUUUGUUUUCAAAUAUCUUAAAAUGUUUAAUGAAUUAGGGAUAAAAAUUGGUAUUUGUUAUAAAUUUUACUUUGUGAAUGUCCAUGACUGUGGGAGUGUAUCAAAUGGCAUUAAGUUAUAAUUAGGAUUAAAAAAUCUUUAUGUUUGUAUUUGUAAACUUUUUGUUUGCUUUUAUUUUACAGUUGUUUAUGAAACUUAAUCGUAAACAAGUGCUAUACAUGAGUGUUUCACCCUUCUUUAAAUAUGACUAUUGGAAUGGCUACCUGUUCUGUUAACAAGUUUCAGUGAGAACUCAAAUGUAACACAUGUACAAAGUGUUUUUGUAGUUCGAUGGAACUUUUAAGCUAUAAGGAAAUAUUAAAGAUAUAGUCAUAUAAUAAAGUUUGAGAAUUCUCAAAAGACAAAAA
Molecule: messenger RNA, 9843 nt
Organism: Rattus norvegicus (Norway rat)
Lineage: Eukaryota; Metazoa; Chordata; Mammalia; Rodentia; Muridae
Source: RefSeq, a predicted model, not a curated record